CGCCACUCUCUGGUUCCCCUCGGGAUCACCGGCGAACCAACCAGAGCCUCCACCUUCUCCUCGGUCUCCCCACCAGCCCAACCGAAGCGCUCGAACAAGUCUCCUCCUUCCUCGGGAUCGAUCCAGAUCCCACCUAGCCAAAUCCCCUCGCUCGAUCUUCCUCGAUCCAAACCGCAGCCAACCACUGCCCGAGCUCCUCCUUCUUCGAGAAGCACCCGUACCGGGCGGCUUUCAGAUCGAGCAAACUCGAUCUCGACCAGCAGCCAGAGUCCACAGCCUCCUCUGCUUCUUCUCAAGCACUUCCAUGGAGCCAGCCGUCCCCGCCGGCGAUGAGCAGGGGCACGCCAUGGAUGCCUCCCCGAGCUCGAGUUCUCCUCGCCGCUGUCGGGAACCGCUGUCCCACGGUCGGAUCCGUCAAGUCCGCGACCCCGCCUGACCUGUUUCCCGUUAAUGCCGCUGCCGAGCCUUCUUCUGCUUCCCCUGCUGCAGGGCUCCAUCACCCCUGCUCGUCUUCACCUCGCGCACCGCGUCACCGCUCCUCCUCCGCCGUGCCGGCGAGCGCGACGCAGGAGCACCGCAGGAGCACCAACGGCCGCCACCAUCGCCGGAGAUGGGGCCCCGACGCCCAGUUCGGCUCGCCUCCACUGCUUUGGCGUCAUCCCCGUCGCCGGAGGAUGCAGCACCUGGCCGCCUCUAGCCCCGAUGCCGGCAAGCCAUCACCUCCGCCACCCUUGCUCGUUCCCGACCGGCGUCGCUCUGAACCUGUCGCUGCCGCUUUUCUUCAGAGACGAGCAGAGCAGCUCGCCUGCCCCGCUCGACGCGUUGACUGCAGGCCCAGCCAGCGCCAGGAGGGCCCAGCCUCCUCCGCAGCCUGCCCGCAUCGCGCCUCAGCCGCAGGCCAGCUGCUUCGCAGAUCUGGGCCGAAGCCCAUGGUGAGGCCCCAGCGGAGCCUCCGUUGUUUUUUUUCUGUAGACCCAGCUUGCUUCAGAUUCGGCCCGAUAGGGUUUUUUUCCUGUUCUGCGAUUUUCCUAAUUUUCCUGAGACCACCAGUUUUAUAGAAUAGUCCCCCUAAAUCAUGCAUAUCAUAACUCACCAACCGUCCAUCGGAUCUAAAUAAAUUAUAUAUGUAACUUGACUAGAAUUUCAUCUAGUUUCAUAAUAUCCAACUUUCAUGCAUGUUCAAUAU
Triticum dicoccoides is the source of this 1186-nucleotide messenger RNA. RefSeq lists its product as uncharacterized. The transcript has 2 exons. NCBI's taxonomy places the organism in Eukaryota, Viridiplantae, Streptophyta, Magnoliopsida, Poales, Poaceae. The coding region runs from base 451 to 936 and encodes 161 amino acids. The record is from RefSeq and is a predicted model, not a curated record.